AGCGAUAAUACCAAUACCCUUCUGUUUAUGCCUUUAUGGCCUCCUGGCUCAAAACAAACAACAGCCCCGACAGAGGAGGAAUGGCAUCGCCACCCGAUCCUGCUGACCGGAUGGGGCACGCCACUGGGAGAGCUGUUCGACCUUGAUGCGCUGGUCGAGCUCUGCGCAAAGAACAGGCGCUGGCCCUUCUUCACAUCGGCGCAAUUGAACUAUACCGGCGCCGUGGCCUUGCCGCCCAAUGCGAUAGCCAUCAUGUGAGUAGGAGAGGGGAAGGACUUGAGUGGGCAAGCAUGCUUGAUUGGA
Molecule: messenger RNA, 303 nt
Organism: Aspergillus ruber CBS 135680
Lineage: Eukaryota; Fungi; Ascomycota; Eurotiomycetes; Eurotiales; Aspergillaceae
Exons: 1
Coding region: 28-258 (76 amino acids)
Molecular function (GO): arylformamidase activity
Source: RefSeq, a predicted model, not a curated record